AUGGAAUUAAAUAAAAAUGAAGAUAUAAAUAAAAUAAAUUUGGAUGGUAUACAAGUUGAGUCUUCCUCAAAAGAGGAAGCCAUUAGGGUUUGUACUCGUAUAAGACCCUUGUUCGAGAAAGAAAUUAACAAUGGACACUUAAAGGCUUGGAAAAUGAACGAAACGGAUAUGCACUUAAUUAUAGAUCCCCCGUCCAUGACAGAAAUGUUAAAUGCAAGAGUUGCUAAAAAAGGAAAUAAAAUAGAAUUAAAAAAAAAUGUGGAAAAGAGUGAAGGACAAAAAGCUGUUAUUCAGCGUCAUUAUGCGUUUGAUAGAUGUUUCGACGACUAUGUUGGAAAUGAUGAGGUUUACAAACAUUUAGCAAGAGAUAUUAUUCUGGAUACAUUUAAAGGAAUUAAUGGGUGUAUUUUGGCGUAUGGACAAACCGGUUCAGGAAAAACGCACAGUGUCAUGGGCAUUCCGGAUGAUCCAGGUAUGUUACCAAGAUCGUUAGCGGAAUUUUUUAAUGGUAUUGAAAAUCCAUCUUCAUUAAACGAAAACAAUAUAAACAUUGGUGAUGAUGAUGGGCACUCAAAUGAGAGUAACAAUAAUAAUGAUAAUAAUAAUACAAAGGAGUUUUUAAUGAGUGUGACUUAUUUGGAGGUAUAUAUGGAACGAGUAAAUGAUUUACUACAAGAAGGCUAUAGAGGUGGGGCUACCGAAAAUUUAGAUGUUAAGGAAGACCCCAAAAGAGGAUUUGUUGUUAUAGGUAUUCAAGAAGAAACUGUAACUUCUAUAGAUGAAGUUAUGCUUCUGGUGGCAAAAGCAGAACAAAGAAGACAUAUAGCGCAAACAAAUUUUAAUGAGACAUCAUCUAGAUCCCACACAAUAUUUACAGUAAUAUUAGAAUCGAAUCAAGUAUUAAAUGAUGGAACAUCUAUUAAUAAAAAAGGAGAAUUAAAAAUUGUAGAUUUAGCUGGUAACGAAAGAGCAGGAAGAGCGGCUGAAGGGAUAGAAAAUUCCAAAACUCUUAUGGAAGAAGGAAAAGCAAUAAAUAAAAGUUUAUUUGUUUUAAGUGAAGUUAUAUCAAAAUUAUCUAAAAGAGCUCAAACUAUAACAGCAGGUGAUGAAAAAAAAAUUAAAAGGAUUCAAGAGGAUUUGGUUUUUAUUCCAUGGAGAGAUUCAAAAUUAACUAGAAUUUUGAGUAAAAGUUUAGGAGGGAAUUGUCGUGCAUCUGUUAUUGUUGCUGUUCAUCCAUCUCAUUUUUAUUUGGAUACAUCAUUUUCUACUCUUCGUUUUGCUUUAAAAUGUAAAACAAUAAAAAAGAAAAUAGAGGUGAAUUAUUUAUCAGCUGAGCAAUCUGUUAUUAUGCAACAAAAGGAAUUAAUAGCAAAGUUACAAAAUCAAUUAAAACAUUUAGCAACAACUAAAAAUGUAGAUAUGCAACUUAGUGGAGGAGGAGAUAAUAAAUAUUCUACAAAUCGAAAACCAGAAGAUGAUGAAAAAAUAUUAGCAUUAAAACAUGAAUUAGAAGAAAAAGUAAAAAAAUUUCAAAAUUUUAUAUUAAAAUCAGAAUUUCAUGUAAAUUCUAGUAAUUAUAGGACACUUCGUUCAAUUGAUGAACAUACAGAAAAGUCUUUAAAAUAUUCUAUGUCUAUUUCAGCUAAUAUGAAAAAUGAAUAUAAUUGGUUAAGGUCUUUAGAUACUAAUGAAUAUGAUACCAAGUGGGACGGCUUCGAUAAAUAUGAUGAUCAGAAUGCUAAAGAAAAAUUUAAUAUAUCUAAAGCUAUGGAUUAUUUAAAAAAUAAAUCACCAUAUAAAUUGAAUUCUUCCGAAAUGAGUGAUAUAUUAUCAACUGGAUCUCAGAAGGAUGAUUCUAUUUCAUUGAAUUAUUAUAACGAGUUGGAUGAAUUAGAAAAACUCGAAAAACAUGAACUAAUGAAAAGAGAAAAAAAAAGGAAAGAAAACAACAAAGAAAAGGAUCGAGAUAGAGAAAAAUUGGAUGCAAGGAGUGUUGUUUCUAAUAAGGUCUAUGAUGAUAUAAGUAAAUUAAAUAUUAUUGAAAAUAAUAAUUUUAAUGAAAAUAAGGAUAAGUUUCAUUUGAAAAGGAAGGAAACGAAGAAGAAACAAAAAAUGCAGAAAAGAAUUAAUAACAUGAUGGAUUAUAUGACAAAGGGCACUUUAUUAUUUAAGAAAAGUACAAAGUUGAAGAAUAAAAAUAAAAAAAAAAAAUUAACAAACAAUAAUAUAAAUAUUAAUGAUGAUAAUAUUAAUGAUGAUAAUAUAAAUGGUGAUAAUAUAAAUGGUGAUAAUAUAAAUGGUGAUAAUAUAAAUGGUGAUAAUAUAAAUGGUGAUAAUAUAAAUGGUGAUAAUAUAAAUGGUGAUAAUAUAAAUGGUGAUAAUAUAAAUGAUGAUAAUAUAAAUGAUGAUAAAAUAAAUGAUGAUAAUAUAAAUGAUGAUAAUAUAAAUAAUGAUAAUAUAAAUAAUGAUUAUAUUAAUAAUAAUAAUAAUAAUAAUAUCGAUUAUUCUUUUAAUACAAAAAAGAUAACAAAGAAAUAUAAAAAAAAAGGUAAAAUAAAUAAAACACAGCAAAUUUGUAGAGAUAAGGACAUGUAUGAGAUUUCAUCUAUUAUGCAAAAUGCUGUUGAAGAAAAAAGAGAUAAAGAUAUUUUAAAAGGAAAAGGUGAAUCUCCAUUUCAAUCUUUUGAUAAUAAUAUAAAUGACACUAGUAAUGUACUUAUAAAAUCCAUUUCUUCUUCUGUAAAGUUUCUUUCUUCAAAAGAAAGAUAUAAUAAUAACCAAAAAAGAAAAUCCAUUAUAUCAAAUUUGAAGGAAAAGAUAGAAGAGGAUUUAAAGAAAAAGAAAAAAAUUAUUAAUAGAAAUGUGGAACUUAAUAAACAAAUAAAGUUUAUAAUGAAACUUAUGCAAAAGCUUGGACUUAGUGCAAUACUAACAGGAACAGUUCCUCCAGGACGAAACAUAGAAAACGUUUUAAAAUUACAGGAAAAUUUAAAAGACGACUUAAGACUUGCAGAAUAUAAUAAAAAAUCAACAAAUGUAUUAGGAGUAAAGAAGAAAGGUAUUUAUAAUGAAAAUAACGAUGGAAAUGAAAUAGAUGAGGGGUAUGAUACAAAAAAUGAUAAUAUGGAGAAUACAUUACUAAAUUGUACAUUAGACGAAAAUGAAAAUGACACAGAAUAUAAUGAAACUAUAUCACAUGUGUUUAUAAAUGAAAUGUUCUUUUCCUUUGUAUUAAGAAUACAGCAGAAGUAUUUUAACAAGGGUGAUUCAUUAAAUGAUAUAGAAGAAAUAUUAAAGAAUGAAGAAGAUCCAUAUGAUAUAUCUAAAAAGACUUUGGAGGAAAUACUAGGGUGUACUGUAGCAAAUAAAGUAAGUGAUAUGGAAGAAAAAAAUUGUAAUAGUAAACAAAUAAAGGAUGAAAAAAAUAAGAAAACAAUCGAUUCGAUUUUAAAUAUGUUAACACCUUGGGAACAAAAAAUAUUGGCUCUUUUAUAUGAACAGCAAAAAAUGAGACAGGAUGUACAGAAAAUUAAGGAGAAGUUUUCACAACGUAUUCAAAAUAUAAAUAUCUUUAUCAAAAAAAUAUUGAUUGACAAAAUUGAGGUGGAAAAGCAUUUGAAUAGAGUAUUAAAAGCAACGGAGAACUAUAAAGAGGAUUUAUUAAAAACUUCUGAUGUAGAUUCGAAUUUCAAAUUUGCUGGUUUAAUGAAAAAGUUAGAGGAAUUAUCCAUAUCCUUGGCUGAAAAAAAUAGAGAUUUCAACGUAUUGGCAGAGUUCCAUUUGAAUUUGAGGAAAACGCUUGAACAUAAGGAUAAUUUAAUUAAGGAACUAAAGGAGGAAAAUAAAUUAUUUUAUUUAGUUCCCAGGUAUAAUGAACUAUUGCAGCAGUUGGAUGAAACGGAGGAGAGUGUAACUAUUGGUGAUCCGAAAGAAGGGCAUAUUUCACAAGAGGAUAGGAUGCAAAGUAGGGUUCAUAUGAAUGACAAUAAUACAUGUGAUGUCAACAAAUGUGAUGGUAAUAUAGGUGAUGUUAACAAAUGUGAUGGUAAUAUAGGUGAUGUUAACAUAUGUGAUGAUAAUAAAGGUGAUGGUAAUAUAUAUGAUGGUAAGUAUAUGAAUAUAGCAACAAAGGAGUUAAAAAAAGAAUUCCUUUUAAUGUAUGGCAGAUUAAUGUUUUCCAGAAAGAAAUUACAGGAAAAAGAAGUUAUAGAACAUGAUAUGAGAAAUUUAAAUAAAAAGAUUUACACGGAAUUAGUAGAAUCCAUAUCUGUUAUAAAAAAUUUAGAAUCUCAAAACAAAUUCUUAGAAUUUAAAUUGAAUAUGGAAAAUAAAAAAAAGUUGGAGAAAAUUAAAAAACUAGUAAAGGAAAAGGAAAAACUAAAUAAAUUUAUACAUGAAAUAGAAAAAAGGUUACAAAAUGAAAAUAUCGAUUUCGAGGAUGUGAAAAAAGAAAUUCUUGUUAAUAAUAAUAUGUCAGAAAAUAAUUUAGAAAGUCAAGAUGAUGAAAAUGAACAUAAAGAUUUUAUAGAAAAAUUAGAAAAUGAGGGAAACAGUAAAAAUAUAAAAAAAGGAAAAAAGAAAAAAAGCAAAAUAAAAAUAAAAAAAAAAAAAGAGGAAAAUGAAGGAAGGAACAAAAUCAAAAAUUAUAUGAAAGAGAAAAGAGUAAACAAAAAUGGAAAUAAUCAAAAUGAAUAUGAUCAUAAUGAUGAUGAGGAAAUGUAUGAUGAAAGGAAUGGAAAUAAAAAUGAUGAUAGUGAAAAUCAAAAAAUAUAUUAUGAUCAAAAUAUUAAUUUUGCUAAAGAUCAAAAUUAUAAUCACAAGGAAUCUACAAAUAAUGACUAUAAAUUUAAGAACCGUUUCCGAAAUAAUAUAUUAAAUGCAAAAAUCGAUUCAAAUCUUAAAAAAAAAAAAAAGAUCAAAAUAAAAAAAAAUAUAUCUGAAGAAAAAAUCAAAUUAAAUAGUUUAUAUGAAGAUAGCCAUAGUGGAUUAUUUGUAGGCAAAUCAAACAAAUAUCAAAUUGAUGAGAAGAAAAAAAAAAAAAUUAUAAAAAAUAAGAUAGCUACAAAGAAUAUACAAGCAGUCGAUGGUUAUCAUGGACAACAUAUAAUGCCUGAUAAGUAUUUAUCAAGUAAUAGUAUAAUUAACCAAAAAUUAAUGAAAAACAAAAAGAGAAUAAAAAGUAAAAAAUAUAUACCACCCCUCGAUGGAGAACAAAAGAGUUUUCUGGAUUCUCUAAGGUCUAAAAAUAGUGUAAUGAAAAAGAAGAACAACAAAAAAAAAAAAAAAACAAAAAUAAUAGAUAAAGGAAAGACAAAGAGAAAUGUAGAAAAAAAUGAACCAUCUGAAGAAAAUCAACACCAAGGAAAUAAUAACAAUAAUAAUAAUAAUAAUAAUAAUAAUAAAGAAGAAAAGGGAAAAGAAAUGUGGGAAGAAGACAAAUAUAACUCUUCCUCUACUGAUUUUGAAAAUAAUGAAGUUCGUCAAAUGUUAGAUGUGGAAAUUGAAAAAAAAAAAAGUAAUCAAAUGUUACAUUAA
Plasmodium falciparum 3D7 is the source of this 5535-nucleotide messenger RNA. RefSeq names its product putative kinesin-X3. Gene Ontology annotation, molecular function: nucleotide binding; ATP binding; microtubule motor activity. The transcript has 3 exons. Bases 1 to 5535 code for a protein of 1844 amino acids. NCBI's taxonomy places the organism in Eukaryota, Apicomplexa, Aconoidasida, Haemosporida, Plasmodiidae. Gene Ontology annotation, biological process: microtubule-based movement. The record is from RefSeq and is a predicted model, not a curated record.